Messenger RNA from Archocentrus centrarchus (flier cichlid), 1218 nucleotides. It is a transcript of the gene gpr139, whose product is annotated as G protein-coupled receptor 139. Gene Ontology annotation, cellular component: plasma membrane. The record is from RefSeq and is a predicted model, not a curated record. Bases 85 to 1218 code for a protein of 377 amino acids. NCBI's taxonomy places the organism in Eukaryota, Metazoa, Chordata, Actinopteri, Cichliformes, Cichlidae. Gene Ontology annotation, biological process: phospholipase C-activating G protein-coupled receptor signaling pathway. The transcript is spliced from 2 exons. Gene Ontology annotation, molecular function: G protein-coupled receptor activity.
AACCGGCUACCAGGCGGUUCGAUCUUGUGGCCAGCAGACUUCUUGACACUGAGCUCAGCUGAGGAAGAGGACAAGAAAGAGGCCAUGGAGCACAGUCACAUGUUCCUUGUUUUUUCCCCAAAUGGGAGCACAGGGCAGAAUCCCACUGAGGUUGCCCAGGGAUGCCCCCUCGGACCGCUACCUGUCAUCUACUACAGUGUCCUGCUCUGUCUUGGCCUACCAGCUAACAUCCUAACAGUGGUUAUCCUGUCCCAGCUGGUGCUGCGUCGUCAGAAGUCCUCCUACAAUUAUCUCCUGGCUCUGGCCGCCGCCGACAUUCUCGUUCUUCUCCUCAUUGUUUUUGUUGACUUCAUAUUGGAGGAUUUUAUUCUGGCAACGCCGCUGCCUCCAUCAUUAAAUAAUGCAGUGCAGGUGCUGGAGUUUUCCUCCAUUCACACCUCCAUAUGGAUCACCGUCCCUCUCACCAUUGAUCGUUACAUCGCUGUUUGCCACCCUCUGCGCUACCACACGGUCUCCUACCCAGCUCGCACACGCAGAGUGAUAUUUGCCGUCUACGUUGGGUGCUUGCUCUCUGCAGCUCCCUACUACUGGUGGCCUGAGCUUUGGCACAGCCUUCCCGGAAUGGGCAGUACUGAUGGAGGAGGGGGAGGAGGAGGAGAGGGCAACAGAAGAACAGUGGCCCAGCACGUCCUGGUGUGGGCCCACUGUGCCACAGUCUACCUCCUCCCCUGCACGGUCUUCUUCUCCCUCAACGCUGGCAUUGUGCGUAAGCUGCGCAGACGCCGUAGCUGUUUCCGUCUUCGUGGGUAUUCAACUGGCAAGACCACCGCCAUCCUCCUCGCAAUCACCUCCAUUUUUGCUGUUUUGUGGGCACCACGCACCCUAAUGAUCCUCUACCACUUCUAUUCGUCUCCCCCGGCCUCACAAACAGCCAGCCGCCUGCUCCACGUGCUCACAGAUCUGGCGAACAUGCUAGCAUUGCUCAACACCGGUAUCAACUUCUUCCUUUAUUGCUUCAUUAGCAAGCGUUUCCGGAGCAUGGCGGCCAACGUGCUGCGGGCCCUGGUCCACUGCCAGAAGCAGCCACCGCCAUUCUACGCCAGCCACAACUUCUCCAUCACAAGCAGUCCCUGGAUCUCACCAGCCAACUCCCACUGCAUCAAGAUGUUGGUGUAUCAGUAUGACAAAAACGGGAAGCCCAUCUGUAUUUCCUCUUGA